Tetrahymena thermophila SB210 is the source of this 2199-nucleotide messenger RNA. Its product is annotated as kinesin motor domain protein. The transcript has 12 exons. Lineage: Eukaryota; Ciliophora; Oligohymenophorea; Hymenostomatida; Tetrahymenidae. The record is from RefSeq and is a predicted model, not a curated record.
AUGUUAAAGUAAGAAGUAUUUGCUGAAAAUUUGAAGAGUUAGAGUUUUGAGAAUAGCUAAUAAUAAUAUAAUGGAGAUGAGUAUGAUAGGAUUAUGAGAAAAUACAAUAUUAAUUAAGAUGAAGAGAUUUAAUAAAAUGAUCAUCUUAUUGAUAAAUUAAAAUUGAAUUCUAAGCAUAUAGGCUUUGCUUAAGAAACUAACUAACAACUUCAUCAUAGAAUUCGGUUGAUUCAUAUUGAUACAAAUUGUGAAUCUAAUGUAUCACCCACUCCAAGCUUUCAAAAUACUCCUCAACAUUUAGAUACUAACUUUACUAAAGAGCUGCUUUCCUCUAAGAAUUUUAAUUAGUAGAAAAAUAUUAAUUUUAACAAAAUUGAUAAUGAUGAUGCUCAUACUUUUAAAAACUCAGAUUACGAUAACAACCAAGCAAAUCAAUAAAAUCUAGCUUAAUCUUAUAUACAUGAAAGCUUAAAUAAAACUACAUAAGAAAUGUAAGUUGAAGAAGAAUCUAUAAGACAAUAAGUCAAGCUAUCUGAAAUGAAUUAUAAAUUAACAAUUAAAGAAAAUUAGCUCUAAUAAAUUAAAAAACAAGUUGAUAAUCUUGAAAAAGAAAACAUGAGUUUAAAAAAAGCUUUAAGAAAAAUAUAGCCAACUUAAUCUUUAUUAAAUAUUUAGACUAAAAAUAGCUAUAAUCACUCAUAUAGCACUCCACCUUCACCAAAUAGUUCUUUUAUAUUCUCUCCGUAAUCUAAUAAUAUCAUAUUGCAAUAAAGCAUGAACUAAUAAUAGUAAACAAUUUAACUUAAGUAAGAUAUUACUGUAUUAGAAGGAAUAAUUAUAAAAAAAAAUUAAGCAAUAAACAAAAUUAAAGAGAAGCAGAGCUAACUAGAAAGUGAAAUUAAAGUAAAGGAUAUUAUGAUUUAAUCUUUAUAAUAAAAGUUUAUCUAGACAUUUUAGCUAGAGUCAAAUUAUAAAUCUCACGAUGUUAGCUAAUCGAGUCCAUAAAUUACUCCAGCAUAUCCUAUUCCUAGUGUUAAUGUCUCUAAUAUUAUGAAUGAUAAUAAAUACUAUAUUUCUGCUGACCCUUCAGUAAUUGAGUAAGAUGAGCUAGUUGUUAAGCUUCUAAAUGGUGAAGAAAAAGAAUAAUUUAAUAUAUCUUAGAAAUUACCUUCCAAUGAAUCAGAUGUUUCCUAGUAACAAAACAAGAAUUAGGAAACUGGUAAAAAUGAAGGAGAUGAAUAACUUCAAUAACAAAUAAAAGAAUUAAAAUUGCUUAUAAAAGUAUAAACUGAAAACCUCCACAACAAAGACCUGGAAAUUUAGGAAUUACAAAAACAUAUUUCUUAAGUUGACACACUAAAUAAAACAAUAGAUUAUUAAAAAUCAAGAAUAGACUAAUUACUAAGUCUAUAAGAAAGAGAUUCAAAAUGGCUUUUACCUGAUCUUGAAUCGAAUGAAGUUAAUUUUGAUAUUGAUUACAAAUUUUAACUAGAAAAAACUCUAAAAUAAUAUGAACAAAGAAUAAUAAUACUUACUAAUGAGAAUGAUAAGCUAAAUUAGAAUUUAAGGAAGCAGGAAUAACAAAACGACGAUCUCCUAGAAUAAAUAGGGGAUUUAAAAUUAAAUUCAAGACUCAUAGAAGAAGAUUUAAAGUAAAUUCCUAAGCUUUAACAAGAAAUUAUGUAAGUGUAAAAAUAUAAUAAACUUCUUGAGCAUAACAUAGAAUAGCUAGAGGAGAAAUAUUCAUCUAUUGAAAAAGAAUAAAUAGAAGUAGAAUAACUCCAAAAAAUAAUAGAAACUUUAAAUUAAUCUUUAUCUGAAGCUAAAAUUAAAUAGCUAGAAGUUAGUUAGCAACUCAAAGAUAAAGAUUAAUAGUUUUAAGAAUGCUAAAAAAAGCUAGAUACUCUAGAAAGAGAGCAUUCCUUAUUUUAGGCACACGAUAAAAAUUAAAUUUAGCAUCUGCAAAAUAUUGUAAUUGAUUACGAAAAUAGAAUUAUAUUAUUGUCUUAAGAAGUUGAUAGGCUUAGCUAUUUAUUAUAAUAAAAAAUAAGUGAAAACGAGUCUAUCAAAAAAUAAUUACAAUAUGAAUAUAUGAAUUAUUUAAGCGAUAAAUCUCCUUCUAAUAUUAUACAAACAGAAAUGUACUCUCCUUAAAAAUCUUAUAGAGACUCUUCAUCUAAAUCAAAAUACUUUGAUUGA